UCCCAAUCUGUGUGAAUUUCAAAUUUUGGAGUUGGGUAAGAUGAUUGGUAGUGCUAAAAAGUGUGUUGGACUUUAAUACUUGCAAGUUGAAGAUUCCUCCAGAGAACUCAAAGCCAAUUCUUGUGCAGUGGUUUCUCCAAAAUAGUGAGGAGUCUGUAAUGUUGUGGCACUAUUUAUUAGGAUAGCCAAGUUUCAUGUACUUAGAGAAAAUGUUUUCCUCAUUAUUUAGUAAAAACUCUUGAUGUUCCUAUGGCAUUAAGAAAAGGGAGGAUAACUUGUACUCAACAUCCAAUUGAAAGAUUUGUGUCAUAUGGGAAAUUAUCACAAAAAUACAGGGCAUUAGUAGCACUUGAUAACACAUAUAUUCCAAGAAAUAUGCAAGAAGCCCUUUAACAACCUGAGUGAAAAGCAGCUGUAGCAUUAGAGAUUCAUGCAUUGAUUAAAAAUAACACUUGGAAAAAUUACUACUCUACCAGAAGGAAAAAAACAAGUUGGAUGUAAGUGGAUAAUCUCUAUUAAAUACAAUACUGAUGGGAGCAUCAACCGGUACAAGGCCCGAGUAGUAGCAAAGGGAUUUGCCUAAUCAUAUGGAAAAGACUAUGAAGAGACAUUUGCUCUAGUGACCAAACUUAACUCAGUAUGAGUUAUACUAUCAGUGGCUGCACACUUGGAUUGGCCACUACAUCAGCUAGUUAUUAAGAAUGUUUUUCUAAAUGGAGAGUUAGAAGAGUACGUAUACAUGCAAAUUCCCCCAAAACUUGAAUCAUUCGACACCUUAAACAAGGUGUGCAAGCUUCGAAAAUCCUUGAACGAUCUCAAGCAAUCCCCAAGAGCAUGGUUUGAUAGACUAACUCGAGUUGUCAAAGAAGAUGGAUUCAUACAAGGCCAAUCAGAUCACAGCUGAUGAUAUGAGCAAAUCAAACACUUGAAAGAAGUCUUGGCUAGGGAGUUUGAAGUCAAAGACUUGGGGCAACUUAAGUAUUUUUAGGGAUGGACUUAGCUCGUAAAACGGAUGGAAUAUAUGUUUCUCAAAGAAAAUACACCCUAGAUUUACUCCAAGAAAUUGGAAUGCUUGGGUGUAAGGCUGCCAAUACUCCUAUGGAAUCAGUAAUCAAAAGCAACUUCAAAGAAGGUCCUCUAGUUGACAAAGAUAGCUACCAAAGUCUAGUUGGAAAAUUAAUCUACUUAACUCAUACUCGGCCUGAUAUCGGAUUUUUCGUGAACAUGACAAGUCGCUACAUGACAAGUCCUACUGAAGUUCACAUGAAAGCUGUGAACAGAAUCCUACAGUACCUUAAAGGUACACCAGGUAAAAGUCUUCAUUUCAAGAAAAACUCAAAUAGGGGUAUUGAAGUAUACACUGACUCAAACUGGACUGGAUAUACAUCAGACAGAAAUUCAACUACCGGCUAUUGCUCUUUUGGUACUAUAACCAUUGACCAUGUACCAUCGUGCAAUCAAACAGCAGGCGUCCUAACUAAAGCUCUCCCAAUAAAUACAUAUGAAAAUAUCAGAUCCAAGCUUGGCAUGAUAGAUAUCUACCACCCAGAUUGAGGGGGAGUGUUGAUUAUGAGAUAAAAAAUCAGAAUCAUAGGAUUUUGAUUUGUAUAGUUAUUAGUAUGUAUUAAUUAGGACCUCCGUUUUCUUUUUAUUUCCUUUUAGGAUAGCAUUUAUAGGAAAUCAAUUUUCUGAUUUCUAGCUCUAUUUUGAUUGUACAUAAUUAAAUUACUUGUACUAUUUAUACUUCUUAUGUAAUCAGUUUCAUUAUCACUUUUCUGCAGAGUUUAAUCUAUUGCUAUCCCACAUUAUAGAUAAGAUCAGAGUCAUAAAGGAAGAAAUCGGUGUUCUACCAAGAAGUUACAUAUGAAGUCCUUUUUGCUAUGGUAAUACUUUUUACAACGAAAUUUAAAAAUAAAAUUAAAAUGAAUAUUUUUCUUAGAACAUUGAUUAAAAAAUAACAAGCAUGCCACACCUGUGCUUUUUUUUUUUCUUCUUUCAAAGUUAG
This is a messenger RNA of Cicer arietinum (chickpea), 2005 nucleotides long. The record is from RefSeq and is a predicted model, not a curated record. Lineage: Eukaryota; Viridiplantae; Streptophyta; Magnoliopsida; Fabales; Fabaceae.